Messenger RNA from Paramacrobiotus metropolitanus, 1431 nucleotides. Its product is annotated as basement membrane-specific heparan sulfate proteoglycan core protein-like. NCBI's taxonomy places the organism in Eukaryota, Metazoa, Tardigrada, Eutardigrada, Parachela, Macrobiotidae. Bases 151 to 813 code for a protein of 220 amino acids. The transcript is spliced from 4 exons. The record is from RefSeq and is a predicted model, not a curated record.
AAAACGCAUGCAGCUUUUUUUUUUAUCUUUUUUUUAAUUGUCACCACAUUGCUUUUAAGUCCCAAAAGCUAAACCAUCUUCCCCGGAAAUUCCAAAGGGGAAAUUUUAUAAAUUGUUAUUAAAAUUGUUUGAUCUAUCGAAUUCCACGAGAUGACAGUUCAAGGGCGUCGAUUACUUGUAUCUGCGAUGGUCCUGUUAGGGUGUUCGACUAUUACCCAGUGCCUGCCAUCGGUUUCUGCUACAGGCACAUCAUCUGCUCUUCGAGCUUAUCCCGCAACGUUAACGGUGUCCGAAGGUCAGCGCGCGGUGUUUUACUGCGACGACGGUGCUGCUCAGAAAAGCAUCAAGUGGACAAAGAGCGGAGAAGGCCUUCGGGAAGGUUUAGGAAAAACGGAGAACGGUCGGCUGGCACUGUUGAACUUGACCACCUCGGACAGCGGUGUUUAUGUCUGUUCGGUUGAUGGUGGCGGCGCAAGCCUCCAACCGGCUAACGUCCAGCUUAACGUUAUCAAAAAAGAACCAACUGGCAGUCGAAAUGAAACCACCGUGGAAAUCCAAAUAGUCCGCAAAACAGCCACCGAACAGGAAACUGUCAGUCUCCAGUGCGAUGUGGAUUUUGCCAAUCCAAGCGACGUUGUAUGGGCAAAAAUCGGAGCUGAUUUACCAACACACGCUGCCACAGAAAAUGGUAAACUGACCUUUACGUCUAUUCGGAAGGAAGACGCCGGAUAUUACGAGUGCCGGGACAGGAAUGAUGCCAAAACCGAUAUGGUCCAGAAUCUGGUGCAGCUGGUUGUGAGAAAGGGCAAUUAGGUAGCUGCAAACCAGACGGUCUUGUUUGAGGGAACCUGUUACCACUCCGGCUGCAAUAUCUAGAUCUACAAUCUUCACGCUUUUAUGACGAUCGUCGCAGAAGCGCGAAGAUCUUACUGAUGUUGCAGCAGGACAGUCGCGAUUGUUCUUCAGAUUCCCAAAGUUUAGCAAUGCAGUCCUUGUCUCUAAAUAUAUUAACAGUAAUUUAACAAUAAUCUACUAACAGAUUGCUUUCUUAGUAAGUCCAUGGUCCAGGUAAAAACGCAAAUAAAAACAACCACCGUAUCUAGAAAAAAUUGGAAUUAUUGAAUACAUGUGUACAUGGUCUUGCGAACGUAGUUAAUUGACAUUGAUUUCACAAUUGUUUCAACUGGAUUCGAAUUUGAUCUUCAUGAGUCAAAAAGAAUGAAUCCACUUACAAUUUUUAGCAUCGCUCUAUCUUCCGAAAGUUUGCUGGUGUUUUCAAUAAUUAUUAUUAAAAUAGUCAGUUUGCUACUUAAAAUGCAUCGUACGGCAACGUUUUGUAAAUUGUGUAUAUACAUAUAGAUAUAGAGAUGUGAUUUUAAUCGACAUGCUUGCCAAGCAUUCACCGCGACCUUAUAUUGUUCUUCUGGUUUA